Messenger RNA from Cryptococcus wingfieldii CBS 7118, 3003 nucleotides. RefSeq lists its product as hypothetical. Gene Ontology annotation, biological process: positive regulation of translation. Gene Ontology annotation, cellular component: cytosol; cytoplasmic stress granule. The coding region runs from base 1 to 3003 and encodes 1000 amino acids. The record is from RefSeq and is a predicted model, not a curated record. Gene Ontology annotation, molecular function: RNA binding. The transcript has 3 exons. Lineage: Eukaryota; Fungi; Basidiomycota; Tremellomycetes; Tremellales; Cryptococcaceae.
AUGCUCGCCCCCCAGUUAUCUCCCUCCCACCCAUCUCCCUCUUUCAACCCAUUCACCCCCACCCCCAACCCCAACACCACCAACGCCCACAGCAGCAUGUCUGGUAGCAACUCCACCUCGGUGUUCAACGCCCUCGGCUCUUAUGCCGACCGUAUCAAAGACGCCAACGGUAAUCCUAUCAAAUCUUCUGCCCCUGCGCCCCCUGCUGCUUCUUCUUCUGAAGUUGCCCCUACUUCUCCGGCUGUCGCUGCGUCGAGUCCUGCUGCUCCUCAGCAACAACCCAAAGAAAAAUCCACUUCUUCCACCAAGGACAAGUCGUCAACGCCGUCUACUUCUACUUCUUCUACAACGCAGACGCAGGAGAAGCAGCGACAACAGCAGCAGCAAGAAGACGACGGACUCUGGGAAACCGUCCAAUCUUCACGUCAGCGAAACCACUCUACCCACACGCGUUCUGACGACCGUGACCGCCUCCCCGACCGCUCGGGCGAGGGAGGCAAGGAGGGUAGGGAAGGGGCGCAUGCGAAGAGGGGGAGUAGUUCGAAGAAUUGGAGGGAUCGGUCUGGUCGAGAGGGCGCUGGGGGUGGGGGUGGGGAUAAGGAGAGGGAGAAGCGGGAUGAGAAGGAGGAAGGGUCGAGUGGGGAUAGGAAGAGGGAUGUGAAGGAGCGGGUGAAGAAGGGCGAUAAGCGCUCAAACUCAAACUCGGGCGCUCCUUCUACAGCCGCAGCCGUCAGUGCAGAGAAGGAGAAGGAGAAGGGGGCUGAGAAGGAAAAGUCGGCCAAGGCUACGACCAAGAGCGCUUGGAAUAUCCCUUCACAAACCAUCCCCACUCCCACUCCCUCUGCCUCUGCCCCCGCCUCCGCUUCCAACCCCGCUCCCGCCAGCGCCGCUCAAAAAACCUCUUCUUCCUCAAUAGCAAGUCCCGUCACCGAUGCUUCCAAACCAACACCCACACCCAACGGCACCUCCGCCUCUACCUCCGCUUCUGCCGGCCGUACGGAUUCGCCCAAAACGGUGGUCGAGCAAGAGAAAGAAAAGGUCGAGGAGCCUGUGGUGAAGCCCAAGGCUUCUGCGCCGGUGCCGAAAGUGAACGUAUGGGAUUUGCGUAAGAAACAGUCUACUAGUACCGUCCCCGCCCCCGCCCCUGCCCCUGCCUCGACCGGCAGCGGCAAGUCUACGGACAAGUCAAUACCGAACGGUACUGCCUCAAGAGACGACUCUGCGCCCACACCUAGCGCCGCUUCCGCCUCCGCCUCCACAGCUGGAGCUGGGAAGAAUGGGGGUAGUAAGAAAAAGUCUGCAGCUGCUGCUGUCGGCUCAACAGCGCCUCUGGUGAUUAACGAUGCCCAUCUCUGGCCUGAUGUGGCGACAGCAGUGAAGGAUAAGGAGGAGAAGGAGAAGAAGGUGAGGAGCAAGGUGGAGAGUGAGACGGUUAAUUUGGGUGAGGAGAAUGUGGCGGGGACGGCUACUGGUAAAAAGCACAAAUGGACGGCGAUCCCGGCGCACGAGAUGUUGGCUGCCGCCGACCAAGCUGCCGAACAGAGUCGUCGUCAGAACAGGCUUGAGGCCAAGAAGAGGUCUGCCCGCGAAGGCGAGUCUAGCAGUACCGCCGCCCCUGGGAAGGCUACCAAGCCCAAGAAGGCUUCUGCUGUCGAGAGCGGUAGUGUGAAUGGUGCGGGCAGUAAGAAGGCGGUUCGUGCGGCGAAGGAAGCUGCUGGGAGUGGUGUCAAGGGUGAGGCUGAGGUUGGGAAGGUCAAUGGUACUGGCGCUGGGGAGGGGAAAGGUAAAGAGCAGGAAGGGAAGGCAGGUACAUCCUCCCCCGCUCCUCCUACUUCCAUCUCCGAACCCAACCCCAUACCCGAAUCUUCCGCUGCUCAAGCCGACCGCCAACUCGCGUCAAAACCCAUGCAAACCAGCCAAACCGCGCCCAUCCCUUCACACACAUUCACCAACCCCACCCCCGGCGCUGCUGCCGCCGGUGCUGGUGGAGCCCGUCCGCCUAGAGGGCGGAACGACCCUGCCCGCGGCUCGUUCGGUGGACGAGGUAGGGGAGGGUUCAGGAGCAAUUCUGCUAUCGCGCACCAUAAGGGCCACGGGGUGCCUUACACCUCCCCGCCUAUGGGCUUCAUGGGUCUCCCCAUGGAAGGUAUGCCCUACCCCUCCGCCAACGGUAACGCGCCCAACCUUUACCAACGAGGAUUCGGUAUGGGCUUCCAGCCCUUCUACCCCGCCGCUUCUGCUUCUGCUGCCGGUGGUGCGAACGGUACACAGGCACAGGGGAUCUACGACCCCAUGCAGUAUGCCAACGCCUACCGCGGGGCGAGCAUGCCUCCCCCGCCGAUGCCGCAGACGGUGGUACCGAACCUUGAUCCGCUGAGGUUCUAUGUGCUUGGGCAGGUGGAGUAUUACUUUAGUAUGCAGAAUCUCGCUAUGGACUUUUUCCUUCGUCAACAGAUGGAUUCGGAAGGAUGGAUUGAUAUCGGCAUGAUCGCCUCUUUCAACCGUAUCAAAUCCCUCACCCCCGACGUCGCUAUCGUACGCGAAGUCAUGGCCCUCUCCAACUAUCUCGAAGUGCGCGAAGACAAGGUCCGCCUGGCUGGUGCCGAAUCGCAUCGAUGGGUAUUGCCUGAAGCGAAACCGAGUACUAUCAAGCCCGACCCCAGUCAAACUGCCGGAGGUAGUGCCGAAGCAGGGGGGAAGGAGGUGGUUGAAGGGGCUGAGGGUGUGGAAGGGAGUGGGAGUGGGGGCGAAGGUGCGGCGGCGGGGAUGGGCGGGCAGAGGCGUCCGGCAAACCCGCAAAGAGGGUUUGUAGCUGCGGACGUGCAGAGCGCGUUGAUGAAGAGCAGCUCGGCGAGGGAGGCUGCAAAGGAUAAAGAGGCGGAGGCAGAGGCGAGCGCGAAUACGAGUGUGGCGGAUAUGACCGUGACGCCUGCGACCUCGACGUCGACGUCGGGCGAUGUGGGGAAGGAUGAGAAGGAAGAAGAGUCCAAGGCUGAGCAAUGA